Messenger RNA from Plasmodium cynomolgi strain B, 1548 nucleotides. RefSeq lists its product as hypothetical. The transcript has 7 exons. The record is from RefSeq and is a predicted model, not a curated record. NCBI's taxonomy places the organism in Eukaryota, Apicomplexa, Aconoidasida, Haemosporida, Plasmodiidae. Bases 511 to 1548 code for a protein of 345 amino acids.
AUGGAGCGGUACAAGGCCUUCGUAAGCGAAAUAAAGCGGGAAAACGAGAAAAUCGGGAAGAAAAUCCGCUUCGCAAACAACAAAACCAAGUUUAAGCAACUGAAUGGAAAAAAAAUUUACUACAAUAAAUUUUUUGUGAACAGCUAUGAGGUAGAGAAGAAAAACAACCUGUGCAAGUAUUACAAACAUAAAAUUUACAAAAAUACAAAUCCGGCGUUUAAAAAUAAUCUGCCACAAUAUAGCCUUCUUCAAAUGGUAAAAAAUUAUGAUGAGUUGGAUUUGUUUCAGUUCUGUUCGAGGGGCACGAGGAGUAAGGAGAUCAACCGUGGGGAGAGGAUCAACUGGGGGGAGAGGAUCAACUGGUUGUCACCCCUCCUUUCCCACUUUAUCGAAAUUGUGAUCAAGAAAAGAGACUUAUACAGCAUCAACGACGUGUUACUCCUAACAGAGCAGAUAAAGAAAUUAAACUAUUACCACCCCUACUUCUGCAAACUGAAGAAGAACCGGUGAAUGGCCAUGGUGAGAAGUGCAGAUGCGCAGAGGAGCGUCGAACCGGCAGGGGAGGAGGAGAAGCCCUUCGCCCCCUUCAACUGCGACGCGAACGCGAACCUGAAGAAGCUGAAUCUGGACGAUGAAAUGCUAGUUGUAGCCCACGACUACGACUGGCACCCGUCCGAGAAGACCUUCAUCGAUCUAGUGGAUACCAUCAAGCACGUCGUGCUCCUCAUCGAAUUGAAGCUCCUCUCUGCCUUCCCGUUUGCGUGUCAAAAGAGCCCAGCCGAAAUAGAGUUCAUCAAACGGGUGAACUUCCAAGCGGAUGGCGAGAAAAACGUUCACAAGUACAAUGCGCAAAAUAUGAGCCGGGAGCAGCGCGCGCUCGUGGAACGGCUAAUCCAAAGGAACGAGCAGCGGGAGAGGCGGCAACGGGAGGAGCAGCAACGGGAGGAGCAGCCGCAUCCCCUACAGCAGCAGUGGGAACACCACUUUGAUGACUCCAAUCUGAGCUUCCUGUUUUAUCGGAACUAUAGCGACGAGCCAGGAACAGUCACGAUGAGCGACAUCAACGAGUUCAUUAAAUCCAAGCCAGAUGUGAAAUUCAACCUCACGGACGGCACCUAUUUCGCCCACAUAUUUUCUCACCUGCAGCAGGUCCAGCUGAGUGAGGCGGAAGAACGCAUACUGAAGGAGAGCCUCCAAGCCCUGCCGCUCUGGGCGAACAGCCUGGUGCGCCUCGACGUGAACACCGUGGCCGACUUGUUCUACGCCCUCACGCUUUUUCAAGUUAUUCAGGGAUGCCAAAACGGAAGGGUCACCAAAAACAGAUACGGGUACUCCAAAACGGACAAGCACACAGAAAAUGACGCUCUCUACAAAAUCCUUUCUGAAAUUUUGAUAAAAAAAAUAAUAAACAUAAAAAGUGAACGUCUGUACAAGGUCAUUUUGUCCUGCGCAAACACGGCCUACUCGGACGUCUACUUGAAUCACUUUUUAAAAAACUUCAACAGACAUGUUAAAUUUGGGAAAAUGCGCAAGUACGUUAACUGUUAA